CCUCACAUCUGGACCCAUCGCGUCCACAUCGAGGUUUCCCCAGUGUUUUUUUUUUCUUUCCUCCAACCCCUUCUGUGCCUCUGUCUCCCGUUUUCCCAGUUUCUUUUUUGUUUCCUCCAACCUUCUUCGGUCUCGCUGCCCCUCGGAGUGUGUCUGCGUCGGGAUGUCUAUCGCUGGGAUGGCAGCUGAGUUCAUUCUCUCCGACUCCCUCAUUCGAGAGCCGGCCAACACCAGAGCGAGCAGUCUGCGCUUGGAGCUGGCUCGGGAUCGUCUCAUCAAAUUCAUCUCCGUGGGUCUCCCCCUCCUGCUCGUCUCAGCCGCCUUCGCCAAAGAAAUCUCCCUCCGAUCCCAAAUCAGCUGUUUUCCCCCCAGUAACUUCUCUACGAAGCAGGCUGCGUACGUAGAUGCUAUCUGUUGGGAAUCCUUACUCCAUCAGCACAUCCAACCCAGCGGGAACGUCGCACAGAGGUCUCUGUGGAUACACAAGGUGUUCCCGUACUCCCUGCUGGUGAUUGCUGUGACCAUGUACCUUCCCGCUCUGAUCUGGAAACUGUUUGCCAAACCGUCCUUGGCCUCCGACCUGAUUUUCAUCACUGACGAACUGGACAAAGCCUACAACCGCUCCAUCAAAGUGGCUCAACUCAUCGUGAAGAAGCACGAGAAUAGUCUCAGUGCCCGAAGCCUCAUUCAGGAGGAGCUGGACAGGGCCCGGAAGGAGGGAGUGUUAGAUUUCCCCCUGUUACACCGUUACCUGGCUUGUAAGAGCCGUUCCUAUCACCUCAUUAGCAUAUACCUCAUGAGGAACUUCCUGCUGUUGGUGUUCAUCGCCGCUGCCUGCCUUUACCUCAUCUACUGCCACUUCCCAGCCUUUUUCCAGGACCGAUUCAGCUGCUCCAUCAAGUCAGACCUCUUAGCCAAUGACCCCACAAUCCCGAAUGCCAUUCAGUGCAAACUCACCUCUAUGACCAUCUUCCAGUUGAUCAGCGUGGUCAACGGGACAGUGUACCUCUUGCUCGUCCCCAUGAUCAUUUACAGUCUCUUUCAGCUCUGCUAUUGGGAUCGCCGGUUCCUCUCUGUCUACGCCAUGCUUCCCGCCUUCGACCUGGUCAGGAGGAAGAUGACCAGAUGUGCUCUCAACGACCUCAACAUCAUCCUCCAUUUCCUGCAGGCAAACAUGGGGCAGCUGCAAUCCUUCAACCGCCUGAGCGUGCUGUGUGUGGUGAAGAACAUGAGCGCCCAACAGAAAGGCUACACUCUGGUGGACAUGAUGACCCUCCUCGUGGGCCUGGAAGACAAGACCCCCGGAGAUGGUGCCAAUACGCCUGUGACUGUGGACAACGGGACGGUAGGACCUCAUCGGCCGAGAGACACAGAUCCAAACCAAGAACCUGGCCAAGACCAGAGGACAGAAGGCGUGUGUGGAGGCUAUCCAAAGUCACAGGACUGCUCAAGCUGCUGAGAGUUGUGCAACUCCCUGUUUUAUAUUGGCUUUGAUG
Molecule: messenger RNA, 1496 nt
Organism: Callorhinchus milii (elephant shark)
Lineage: Eukaryota; Metazoa; Chordata; Chondrichthyes; Chimaeriformes; Callorhinchidae
Gene: panx3
Product: pannexin 3
Exons: 5
Coding region: 164-1459 (431 amino acids)
Biological process (GO): positive regulation of interleukin-1 production; monoatomic cation transport
Molecular function (GO): channel activity
Source: RefSeq, a predicted model, not a curated record